GAAAAUGUAAUGUUAAUGCUGCUCAAGCUACAUUUUUAUUUUAUUCAAAAUUAACAAAAAUGUUUAGCGUUAAUGUGUUCUGCACCAAUCAUUUCAAAAAAUACUAUAGAUAAUGAACAUUCAUUUAGAAGCUAAAGCUGUAAAUUAUUCACAUUUACUGAAAGAAGCCACUUGCGUUUUAGGUAAUUGAAAUGCAAGAGUCCUAUUUAUAUACACAGAAAGCGUUUUUUUGAGCCAAGUUGUAUAUCACUCUCUCUUAGGUUUUGCUGCAGACCAUAUUUCCGGAUUUCUCCGGACGUCUCCAACGGCCUAUAUGCAGGCAUCCAUCCUCCCCAUUUUCCCUGCUGCUGUGGUACAGUCCCAUCUGUUCUCUAUGAUGCAGCUUCACCUAGAUGCUGCUAGAACAUCACUCUGUGGGUGAGGGAGGGGUAUCUGCACGAGUCCUAACUGCGUUGUUUUGGGAUUAUGUCACUAAAUCGUCAGAUAGUGUGUCCAGUCUGAGCAGGCAAGAACAGCACUAUCAAUCUGAGGUCCUUUCACACAGCUUUCAGUCCUUCAGACUCUGCAAGACCGACAUUAAUAAAGAAGGAGACACCUGAGCCCCAUUGACUGGUUGGCAUACAGAACAGGACGCAACAGACAGCCAUCAUGACAAAGGGCAAGCUGUCACUUGCAAACAAGGCCACCAAUGGCUCCAGUGUAGAAGCUUUGGUGUCACCAACUCCUCCCAGCUAUGAGGAAGCCACUGCAGGCACCAGUGCUCCUUGCUACAAUGAUGUUGAGACGCUCACAGAGUUCACCUGGGAUGAUCGCAACAUCAGGAGGGUCUUCAUCCGUAAGGUGUACGCCAUCUUGAUGAUCCAGCUUUUGGUGACUCUUGCGAUUGUGGCUAUUUUCACAUUCUGUGACCCAGUGAAAGACUACAUUCAAUCCAACCCUGGCUGGUACUGGGCCUCUUAUGCUGUGUUCUUUGUCACAUAUCUGACCCUAUCUUGCUGCUCUGCACCAAGGAGACAGUUUCCAUGGAAUCUGAUUCUGCUCGCCAUCUUUACCCUCUCACUCUCUUACAUGACAGGGAUGUUGUCCAGCUUCUAUAACACCAAGUCAGUGGUGAUGUGUCUGGGCAUCACAGCAGCAGUCUGUCUCCUGGUCACAGUCUUCAGCUUCCAAACUAAGUUUGAUGUGACAUCAUACCAAGGCGUGCUCUUUGUCUUCUGCAUGGUCAUGUUCAUGUCUGGAAUGGUGCUGGCAGUCGUCCUUCCCUUUCAAUAUGUACCCUGGUUGGAUGCCACCUACGCUGUCCUUGGAGCCAUACUGUUUACAAUGUUUUUGGCAUUUGACACCCAGCUCCUCAUGGGGAACAAGCGCUACACCAUGAGUCCAGAAGAGUACGUCUUUGCCUCUCUCAACAUCUAUCUAGAUAUCAUCUACAUCUUCUCCUUCUUCCUCCAAAUCUUCGGAACAAAACGAGAGUAAAGCAACGCUCCACCUUUCUUACCUGUAAGGGAUGGGAAUCUAGGCAGACAUGAUUUUGACGACAAUGCUUUCAAUUGUAACAGCUUUAUUUUUUUGCCUGAUACUGAUAAGGCCACAAAUACUUUGUGAAUCUCUCUUACAGCUAUACAUGUACAUAGAUGUAUGUCAGUGUUCACAUCCAAAAUGUCUACAACCUUCCCCUCCCCUCUAGCAUGUUGUAAACCCACACCACAUUAUGGUUAGCUUAACCAGCAAAAAACAAUCCGUGAUCUUACUCCGUUUACCGUAGAUAAAACAAACUGUGAGAGUUCAUCUGAAGUUGUGUGGGUGUCUGUAUGUCCAUACCUGCUUAGAUAUCACAAAUGUCCUGCAGAAAAUAGAUGUCAGUGCUCUUUGAGAGGUAUGUGAUCUAUAACACAUUAUGCAUGACUCUUAAAAAGCUCGAACUAUGCCUAGUCAUCACAUCAUUGGGUUAUUGUUGGUAGUGGUGAUUUAAGGACUGAAAGCACAAAUGUGAUGAUAAAAAUAUACUUUUCCUGUGUUUUCAAGCAUAUCCAAUGUUGUCUCAAUACUGUGAAUUACGAGAAACUCCAUGCUGUUUUGGGGGGAUAGGUGACAUGUCAUCUUUUUAAUGACAAUUUAGAAAUAUGAUUCAUUGAAUUUGGGAUAUUGUUGUUCCUCAUAUUUACUGUAUGCUGUAUUGUCUAUAUGUUGGUUUUACUCCAUUUAACUCUGAGGCAUUCAUUCAUUGCACUCCCAUUGUUGUGUUUACUAGUAGUAUGCCAUUUGCUUAUUAAUAUGUGUGUUUGAACCUGAAAUGUUUUGAAUGACGAUUGUGUAGAUAUAUAUUUUUUCUUCAUGAAAGACAUUUAGUUUGGGCAAAGAUUGAUUGUUCACACUAUAGUUUUCGGUCUUGAUAUUAUUUAAACUUCUUUAUUUGGUCUGAAGUGGUUUCAUAUGAUAAUCAAAUAUAAAGAUGAAAGUGCCAUACAAGCAUGAAUUUAAUGUAACUUUUGAUAAGGCCUGUUUUUGUGGAAGGGCUUGAAAGUUAUGUUUCAUGACAUUUGAAGUUUAUUUUUUUAUGACAGAAUGAUAUAUUUCAGAUAGUCUGUGAUAUAAAAUGGUGACUUUGAAGCUUGAUAUGAAUUCAUAAGUUGUCUAAAGUGGCCUUGGACUACCUUUAUGUAAUGAUAUUGAUUCAGUAUAUUGUUUUUUAGAGCACCCUGUAUUUGACCAACACAUUAGUGUUAUUGUAUUGAUUUAUUAAAGGGUGAAUGUGUCUGAAUGGUC
Anarrhichthys ocellatus (wolf-eel) is the source of this 2766-nucleotide messenger RNA. Its product is annotated as protein lifeguard 2-like. Gene Ontology annotation, biological process: negative regulation of apoptotic signaling pathway. NCBI's taxonomy places the organism in Eukaryota, Metazoa, Chordata, Actinopteri, Perciformes, Anarhichadidae. The record is from RefSeq and is a predicted model, not a curated record. Gene Ontology annotation, cellular component: membrane; endoplasmic reticulum; Golgi apparatus. The coding region runs from base 649 to 1476 and encodes 275 amino acids. The transcript is spliced from 12 exons.